AUGCGUGAGCUGGCCAUCGAGAUCGGGGUCCGAGCCCUACUCUUCGGGAUCUUCGUCCUCACGGAGUUCUUGGACCCGUUCCAGAGGGUCAUCCAGCCGGAGGAGAUCUGGCUGUACAAAAACCCCCUGGUGCAGUCGGACAGCAUCCCCACCCGCCUCAUGUUCGCCAUUUCCUUCCUCACGCCCCUGGCCGUGAUCUGUGUGGUGAAAAUCAUCCGGCGGACGGACAGGACGGAGGUCAAGGAAGCCUUCCUGGCCGUGUCCCUGGCCCUGGCCCUGAACGGAGUCUGCACGAACACGAUUAAGCUGAUAGUCGGAAGACCUCGUCCCGAUUUCUUUUACCGCUGCUUUCCAGAUGGGGUGAUGAACUCGGAGAUGCAGUGCACGGGGGACCCCGACCUGGUGUCCGAGGGCCGCAAAAGCUUCCCCAGCAUCCACUCCUCCUCCGCCUUCUCGGGCCUGGGCUUCACGACCUUCUACCUGGCCGGCAAGCUGCGCUGCUUCACGGAGACCGGCCGGGGCAAGAGCUGGAGGCUGUGCGCGGCCAUCCUGCCCCUGUGCUGCGCCACCAUGAUCGCCCUGUCUCGUCUGUGCGACUACAAGCACCACUGGCAAGACUCCUUUGUGGGCGGGGUCAUCGGGCUCAUCUUCGCCUACACCUGCUACCGGCAGCACUACCCGCCCCUGGCCAACACCGCCUGUCACAAGCCCUACGUCAGCCUCCGAGCCCCGGCCUCGCUGAAGAAAGAGGAGAGGCCCGUGGACAGCGCGCCCAGCCCGCCUCCCGAGGGCAUCACCGAGGGCCCCGUCUGA
Molossus molossus (Pallas's mastiff bat) is the source of this 813-nucleotide messenger RNA. It is a transcript of the gene PLPP4, whose product is annotated as phospholipid phosphatase 4. The coding region runs from base 1 to 813 and encodes 270 amino acids. Gene Ontology annotation, molecular function: phosphatidate phosphatase activity. The record is from RefSeq and is a predicted model, not a curated record. NCBI's taxonomy places the organism in Eukaryota, Metazoa, Chordata, Mammalia, Chiroptera, Molossidae. The transcript has 7 exons. Gene Ontology annotation, biological process: phospholipid metabolic process.